Boeremia exigua is the source of this 1529-nucleotide messenger RNA. RefSeq lists its product as uncharacterized. Lineage: Eukaryota; Fungi; Ascomycota; Dothideomycetes; Pleosporales; Didymellaceae. The transcript has 4 exons. The record is from RefSeq and is a predicted model, not a curated record. Bases 384 to 1529 code for a protein of 381 amino acids.
CGGACUCGGCGCGCACUCUUCCGAUUUCAGCUGAGACGAUACGGGCGGGGAGGGGGUGGAAGGUGCCGUGCGCCGUCACUGGGCGCUCGUGUUGGUAGUAAAUACGAAAACUUGAAUGGUCACGAUAUGUUGACGCCAAGCACGCUGCCUCAUGGACUACUGCAGUGAUGUUCCAGUGGGAAGAUAUCUGAUAUGGGGGUUAGUGCUCAUGCGUCGUACCUGCCGGUCUACGCGACUACCCAUGUGUCUAUCCAACGUGGGCUCGGGACUGAGUUCGUCACUCGCACUUACGAUAUUGACGAACAUACUAUACACUCUCCUAUCAACGCCCUAUUCCUCUAACCUAUCAAUUUGCUCUGAGCACAUCAGAGCACACGCGCACAAUGGUUCCUGGGCCAUCCCAUUCGCAUUACACUCGACUAGCUCGAACCGUUACGAUCCUCCAUAUCGUCCCUGAGGGCUUUACAUGGCGCCGUCAUGGGUCAUAUUUGUACGCCGGUGACUGCGCCAACGCCUCAGAGCCGGACAUCGCAGGCGUAGGCGUCGUCAUUUCGUUUGUGCUCGCCAGCGCCAUGACGACGGCGGCCUCGAUCCUGGCGAUGAUCCUCGACAACGCGUAUGACUCCAAAGGGCGGUUCGCGCUCAGAGCACCGGUCACGUAUGUCCGCGAGCGGUUCGUGGAUACACAGUGGAUGAAGGACUAUGCGUGGCGCCCGUUUCUCGAUCCGCUGAUCAUCGGAUUCGGGGACCAGCAGUUGGUGACCGGGUAUGCGGUGUUGCUGAGCGGGUGGAUCAAAGUGGCUCAGAACUCCUUCGAAGUCCAAGGCGCCCACUUCGUCCUCAUCCUCUACAUCUGCGCACUCUCUUCCUCGUCCCACCUCGCCGCUAUCAUCACCUUGCGCAAGUACUUCCGCAAAUACAAGCUCAUCGCCAAGAUCCGGCUCACGCUCGUCAUCUUCUUCGCUGUGUGCCUCUUCGCAUCCAUGAUCGCCGCCAUCAGCAUACCGCCUACGGUCUCCCACAACGACAGUGCCAUCAAGCAGCGCACCCGCGUCCAGCGGCUUGCGUUCCUUGUACCCAUGCUCUUCAUCCUCGUCGGCUUCUCCACCGCGCUGGUUUGUAUCGUGUACGAUCCCGCGCACAAACCCUCGUCUCGCGCUCACGAUUCCCAACACUCGGUCGGAGGGAUAGUGCGCCGCCUCACUGACCAAACACCCCCAACCCCGUCCUUCUCGCCCCACCGUAUCUUGCGCCCCGCGCACUUCGGUCUGCGGCUCAUCUACUUCGUGUUCCUGAACCCGCUGAUCGCGUUCGCGGUGCAGCUCCUGCUCGCCAUCCUGUCGGCGAUUCUCGUCCUGACGCAGAAGUUUGCGCAGCCGAGCGACACCAGGAGUUUCUGUGGACUGCAGGAUGAAGGGGACAAUGAGUGGGGCUUUGGGCAGACGCUGAGUGUGGGCAUGUUGUUGCUGCCGGUGCUGAGCGCGGGGCAUACGUUUUUCGAGGGGAGGCAGGAUAUUAGUGAGGCGUAA